GAAGGAAGGAAGAGAGAGAAAAUGAAAAAAAAAAAAAAAAGAAAAGUAGUUGCUACGUUUUGAAUUUUUGUUAAAAAACUUGGAAAAGGCAUGUUUGGAUAAAUGAAGGACGGAAAAUUCAAAGUUGCAAACUUUUACUCUGCUUCAAAACACAAUCAACAGAUCUUCGACCAGCCGCGGAACAGACCGACGACCGAGCGUCCGUGCUACCGAGGAGCUCGUCUCGGCUGUUGCUUCUCCUCCUACGCCUUUGGAACCGGAACUUGGUAACUGUUAACAACAAAGACAAAGAGAAAGACAGAUGUCGAACUCAUCUAAGGACCUGGAAAGACAGGGCCCCAACUCUGGGCAUCAUCUGAGGGAAGACAGUGAAUAUGAUAGGCUGGUUACUUCUAAUGAACCCGCUGCUGCUGGAAUGGACAUCUUACAACCUCAACCACCCCCAAGGAGUAACACUUUCAUCUGGUGGAUCAAAGCUGUCGUCUUCUGCAUUUUUUCUGUUAUAUUGCUUCUCAUUUUCUUGAAAUGGGGAAUGCCAUUUCUUUUUGAGAAGGUUCUUUUUCCAAUCAUGCAAUGGGAAGCAACUGCCUUUGGCCGCCCAGUUCUUGCUGCUGUGCUUGUUACUUCUCUUGCCUUGUUUCCUGUGUUCUUAAUACCUUCUGGUCCUUCCAUGUGGUUGGCUGGGAUGAUUUUUGGAUAUGGUCUUGGGUUUGUCAUAAUUAUGGUCGGAACAACUAUUGGAAUGGUCCUACCCUAUUUGAUUGGACUGCUUUUUCGUGACCAUAUCCAUCAAUGGUUAAAGAAAUGGCCCCAGACAGCUGCUGUGGUUCGACUUGCAGGAGAAGGAAGCUGGUUGCAUCAAUUUAGAGUGGUUGCUCUCUUUAGAGUUUCGCCAUUUCCUUACACAAUUUUCAACUAUGCAAUUGUGGUAACCAGCAUGAGGUUUUGGCCAUAUUUAUGUGGAUCGAUUGCUGGAAUGAUUCCAGAAGCUUUUAUUUAUAUCUACAGCUAAAAGUGCCACAUCGAUGCUAAUUACGGUAGUACAUUGCGUCUUUGAAAACCUACCCUCUAAAACUGCCUGUUCUGGCUCUGCCACCCUAUACCACCCAUAAUGUCACAACAGCCAGAUUCCAUCAAGCAGAACCCAAAAUAAGUCGAACACCAUCAAGCACAGUGCAAAACUGCCACUUCCCCACCUCCUUGCUACCUUAAGAAAGUGACUUUUGUUAAAUCCCUGGCACUUUAGUGCUGUUGUAAAGCCAAAAUAAUAAUAAUAAUAAUAAUAAUAAUAAUCACCAAUCCUCUCCAAGACCCUGUAGCAAUCAGCUUCAGAAAUUGUUAAUGCCAAUUCAACUGCAAGCCCCAUAUCUCAUAACUAUCUGCAGUGCAAAUUAGAAGUUCAGAAAUGGAGAGAGAGUUGAAGAAAAGAAAUGAGGGUUACACUUGAGUCUAAAUCAAAGUGAACACAAUGAAAACUUAGGAAUAAGGAAAAGAUGAGAGGACAAGAACGGAGGGUAAAGAGUUGUUCAGAGCAAGCAACUGCAUUAAGGGAGAGAAUAAAAGAAGAAAGGAGAGAUCACCUUUGCUGGCAGUUGGGGGAUGGUUUUGAAGGCAAAUGGCAAGGAGGUUGAGGAUGGGUUGCUCAAUGUUCUUAAAAAGGAGACGAGAAAAGAUGAGAAAAGAGGAAAGAAGAAAAUGCCAAUGGCCAAAACAUUGCAAUUCUUAGACAAAUACGUGAUGCAUUUAAGUUUUUGGCCACGUUACUUAUGCUGCCAUGUCAUCUGACCCUAGCAGUAUGUAAUGAAGUCAUU
This is a messenger RNA of Durio zibethinus, 1811 nucleotides long. Lineage: Eukaryota; Viridiplantae; Streptophyta; Magnoliopsida; Malvales; Malvaceae. The record is from RefSeq and is a predicted model, not a curated record.